This is a messenger RNA of Coregonus sp. 'balchen', 12765 nucleotides long. The record is from the annotation of a GenBank genome assembly. Lineage: Eukaryota; Metazoa; Chordata; Actinopteri; Salmoniformes; Salmonidae.
GACGACAACAAUAUGGCGGCACCCAUAGCGAUUCACCUGGAGUUUGGGUUGGUAUAAAAUACGUUUUUGUUGGUUGACACAGCCUUUGAUCAUUUUCAAACACAUAGUUGACAAGACGUCGUCUGUUCUCAUUCGUCGUCUUACUUUCAAAAGGCAGAAAAUACAUUGUUGCUUUUAAAUAUCGCAGGAGAUAAUGACUGUCGUGCAGUCGCAAACUAACGUGAACGCUAAACCAAAGCAUUAGUUUAAGUUUAACAAACUAGUUAACGUUAUCUAGCUAGCUAGGUUGCUGCGUUUAGGAAUAGAUUAUAAUUGAUUACUAGCUAUGUUCUGUUUUUUUAAAUAUAUAUUUUUACAAUUAAUAUGCUUUCGCAACUCAGCAAGUAAAGAUGUUGCUAGAGUGCAGGGUGUAUGCCAACAGAUUAGCUCUGGUACUCGCAUACAUCGGAUUUUUAUAUUUGCCGCAUGCGCGUGGAGCAGAGCUAGUCUGGCAGUAACAAAGUGCUCAAAAGUCGAUAAUUUCUUAUUUUUGAGAAAUGACACCCUGAGCAGACAGACAAGUUAUCCAACACUCUAGCAACUGUGCAGUAAUACGAAGAAAAACAAAGAAGCAUUUGUGGACAGGUACCUCAAGGUUGUUGUCACAAGCUAGUGGAUGUUUUGCCGUUUCAAGACUCAACUGAGGACAUCACUUCUCUGACUCUGUAUGCAGCAAUUGUCAAAUCUAACUACAGUGUUGCAUUCUGUAAAAUAAUACUGCUUUACAGUGUGUGGAACACUGCACUAAGAAAAGGCACACAGGAUGUCUGUGAUUGUAGCCUAAAAGCAUUUAUUCUGUCCUGACUGGGCUGCCAUGAGAUGACAGCAUUUGUCUGUUAUAUAGAGAGAGGGAUGCAUGCUCUAAGAUGUUGUAGUAGAUGAGAGAAGUCGUGUUUGAGACUGAGAGAACCGGUUGACCCCAGUGAAUGAGUGUUCCAGUAGACAUACAGGACCUUUGCUCAAUUGUAUAGGCUAAAUGCAUUUCUCUGUCAUAGGCUAUAUAGGAUAGGGAUGAAUGCUUUGAAAUGUUGUAGUAGAUGAGCGGACAUAGUGUUUGCUUAAUUACUAGGCGUGCUUCGCUCUCUUGCUCUCUCUUUGCAUAGAUAGACUGGGCUCUAGGCCAGCUCAGCACCAGAGCAUCUGAAUGACAACUCUGCAUUCUCCAGGCGAUGUGAGCUCUCUUUAUAUGGACCCGGCCUGCACCUGCAGCAGCCACACACAGUCUAUCUUUGCUUCUAUUUCUCUCUGAUCUGUCCCCUUUCUAUCUCUUGUGCUCACCCUAUCUUUACACUUGACUCACUCUCUUGCUCUCUCAAUUAAAUUCAAAGGCUUUAUUGGCAUGGGAAACAUAUGUUUACGUUGUUUAUUUCACUUGCUUUGGCAAUUACAUAUUAACAGUUAACAUUAAACACACAAGUUUCAAAAGAGAAAGACGUUUGAAAUGUUGUUAACUAACUCUCUCCUCUCCCAUGCAGGGAGAGAGGCGACUAAUGUUUGUCUCAUGCUAGCAGGCUAAUCACUGAUGGUCUGUUAACUAGGAUGUGUUCACUAUCUGCUCACUAUGUGGGUUGAUGGUAGGGCUGGGCGAUAUAUCAUAUAAAUGUUGUCAUUUUUAUGAGAUUUGUUUCUGCCCGCGGCAUUGUUAGCAGCAUGUUAGCCACAAACCGUUAUGUGUUAGCUGUCUAGUCUGUGUUUUAUAAAUGUGCAAUGAGCAUAUAAAUAUGCAUGUAUAUAAGGAAUUAGUAACUCGUUCUUGUAGGCCACUUGAUUUCAACGUCUAAACAAAGUGGACAGGCUAGCAUUCUGUUCAAACAGUUGGAGACGGACAGUAGGGUGUGUUCAUAGCAGUUAAACUGUUCUACCUUGUUAGCUUGACAAUAUAUAAAAGUUGGCUAAAUUUGAAAUAUAAAGAUUAGCUGGCUCCUCACUAGCACGUGGGCUUAUGCUUGAGAUAUUGUUUAUGAUACCUGUGUUAAUUUUCUAUAAUACACUAUUUUGAUUAAAUCAUUAGUGGUUGUGGAAUGCUUAUAUUUAGCUUAGGUAUAAUGUGCAACAAAGCUUAUUUAGAGAACAUAAUUUUAGAUAUACACUGCUAGUCAAAUGUUUGGACACACCUACUCAUUCAAAGGUUUUUCUUUAUUGUUACUAUUUUUUACAUUGUAGAAUAAUAGUGAAGACAUCAAAACUAUGAAAUAACACAUAUGGAAUCAUGUAGUAACCAAAAAAUUGUUAAACAAAUCAAAAUAUAUUUUAUAUUUGAGAUUCUUCUAAUAGCCACCCUUUGCCUUGAUGACAGCUUUGCACACUCUUGACAUUCUCUCAACCAGCUUCAUCUGGAAUGCUUUUCCAGCAGUCUUGAAGGAGUUCCCACAUAUGCUGAGCACUUGUUGGCUGCUUUUCCUUCACUCUGCGGUCCGACUCAUCCCAAACCAUCUCAAUUGGGUUGAGGUCGGGGGAUUGUGGAGGCCAGGUAAUCUGAUGCAGCACUCCAUCACUCUCCUUCUUGGUCAAAUACCCCUUACACAGCCUGGAGGUGUGUUGGUCAUUGUCCUGUUGAAAAACAAAUUAUAGUCCCACUAAGCCCAAACCAGAUGGGAUGGCGUAUCGCUGCAGAAUGCUGUGGUAGCCAUUCUGGUUAAGUGUGCCUUGAAUUCUAAAUAAAUCACAGACAGUGUCACCAGCAAAGCACCCCCACACCAUAACACCUCUUCCUCCAUGCUUUACGGUGGGAAAUACACAUGCGGAGAUCAUCCGUUCACCCAUGCUGCAUCUCACAAAGACACGGCGGUUGGAACCAAAAAUCUCCAAUUUGGACUCCAGACCAAAGGACACAUUUCCACCGGUCUAAUGUUCAUUGCCCAUGUUUCUUGGCCCAAGCAAGUCUCUUCUUAUUGGUGUCCUUUAGCAGUGGUUUCUUUGCAGCAAUUCGACCAUGAAGGCCUGAUUCACACAGUCUCCUCUGAACAGUUGAUGUUGAGAUGUGUCUGUUACUUGAACUCUGAAGUAUUUAUUUGGGCUGCAAUUUCUGAGGCUGGUAACUCUAACAAACGUAUCCUGUGCAGCAGCGGUAACUCUGGGUCUUCCAUUCCUGUGACGGUCCUCAUGAGAGCCAGUUUCAUCAUAGCGCUUGAUGGUUUUUGCGACUGCACUUGUUCCGUAUUGACUGACCUUCAUGUCUUAAAGUAAUGAUGGACUGUCAUUUCUCUUUGCUUAUUUGAGCUGUUCUUGCCAUAAUACGGACUUGGUAUUUUACCAAAUAGGGCUGUCUUCUGUAUACCCCCCUACCUUGUCACAACACAACUGAUUGGCUCAAAUGCAUUAAGAAGGAAAUAAAUUCCACAAAUUAACUUUUAAGAAGGAACACCUGUUAAUUGAAAUGCAUUCCAGGUGACUACCUCAUGAAGCUGGUUGAGAAAAUGCCAAAUGUGCAAAGCUGUCAUCAAAGCAAAGGGUGGCUAUUUGAAACAAUCUCAAAUAUAUCAUCUAUUUUGAUUUGUUUAACACUUCUUUGGUUACUACAUGAUUCCAUAUGUGUUAUUUCAUAGUUUUGAUGUCUUCACUAUUAUUCUACAAUGUAGAAAAUAGUAAAAAUAAAAUAAAAACCCUUGAAUGAGUAGGUGUUCUAAAACUUUUGACGAUAGUGUAUAUCGUGAAUUUGUUUGAAAAAAUCGAGAUAUGACUUUCAGGCCAUAUCGUCCAGCCCUAGAUGAUGGGCAUCUGUAGAGAAUGUAAAUGCAUGCAUGGGCAUCUGUUUAGUGUCAUCUGCUGCUGCCCUGUGAGUCACCCAGAGUGAACCAGCUGCACCCAGCUGCAGGGGUCUGCUCUGGCCGGGCGCCUUGGUGUGGUGGACGGAGGUGGUUGGUUGACUCUUUUUUAGGCUAGCAUUGGGACAUGUCUGAUAUAGUGGGAGACUUGAGUUGGGCUUGAUAAACUAUAGCCUAGUAUUUGUGUUCAAUUGGUCCCUCAGGAAUAUUGACAGCUCUUCCACCUUCUCCUGGAUUAGGGCCAACGUACAGUGCAUUCAGAAAGUAUUCAGACCCCUUCCCUUUUUCCACAUUUUGUUACGUUACAGCCUUAUUCUAAAAAAAAUGCUCAUCAAUCUACACACAAUACCUCAUAAUGACAAAGCAAACAGUUUAGACAUUUUUGCACAUUUAUUACAACAACAAAAAACGGAUACCUUAUUUUUACCUAAGUGUUCAGACCCUUUGCUAUAAGACUCGAAAUUGAGCUUCUGUGAAUCCUGUUUCCAUUGAUCAUCCUUGAGAUGUUUCUAGAACUUGAUUGGAAUCCACCUGUGGUAAAUUCAAUUGUUUGGACAUUAUUUGGAAAGGCACACACCUGUCUAUAUAAGGUUCCACAGUUGACAGUGCAUGUCAGAGCAAAAACCAAGCCAUGAGAUCAAAGGAAUUGUCUGUAGAGCUCAGAGACAGGAUUAUGUCGAGGCACAGAUCUGGGGAAGGGUACCAAAAAAUGUCUGCAGCAUUGAAGGUCCCCAAGAACACAGUGGACUCCAUCAUUCUUAAAUGGAAGAAGUUUGGAACCACCAAGACUCUUCCUAGAGCUGGCCACCCGGCCAAACGGAGCCAUCGGGGGAGAAGGACCUUGGUCAGGGAGGUUACCAAGAACCCGAUGGUCACGCUGACAGAGCUCCAGAGUUCCUCUGUGGAGAUGGGAGAACCUUCCAGAAGGACAACCAUCUCUGCAGCACUCCACCAAUCAGGCCUUUAUGGUAGAGUGGCCAUAGAGUGGCCAGACGGAAGACACUCCUCAGUAAAAGGCACAUGACAGUCCGCUUGGAGUUUGCCAAAAGGAACCUAAAGGACUCAGACCAUGAGAAACAAGAUUCUCUGGUCUGAUGAAACCAAGAUUGAACUCUUUGACCUGAAUGCCAAGCAUCAUGUCUGGAGGAAACCUGGCACCAUCCUUACGGUGAAGCAUGGUGGUGGCAGCAUCAUGCUGUGGGGAUGUUUUUCAGCGGCAGGGAGUGGGAGACUAGUCAGGAUCAAGGGAAAGAUGAACGGAGCAAAGUACAGAGAGAUCCUUGAUGAAAACCUGCUCCAGAGCACUCAGGACCUCAGACUGGGGACAGGACAACAACCCUAAGCUCACAGCCAAGACAACGCAGGAGUGGCUUCGGGACAAGUCUCUGUACAAUCUUGAGUGGCCCAGCCAGAGCCCGGACUUGAACCCGAUCUAACAUCUCUGGAGAGACCUGAACAUAGCUGUGCAGCGACGCUCCCCAUCCAACCUUACAGAGCUUGAGAGGAUCUGCAGAGAAGAAUGGGAGAAACUCCCCAAAUACAGGUAUGCCAAGCUUGCAGUGUCAUACCCAAGAAGACUAGAGGUUGUAAUCACUGCCAAAGGUGCUUCAACAAAGUACUGAGUAAAGGGUCUGAAUACUUAUGUAAAUAUGAUAUUUCCGUUUUAUUUUAUUUUAAAUUUGCUAAUAUUUCUACAAACCAGUUUUUUCUUUGUCAUUAUGAGGUAAUGAUGAGGAUUUUUUUUUUUUAUGUUGAAUUGUUUUAGAAUAAGGCUGUAACAUAACAAAAUGUGGAAAAAGUCAAGGGGUCUGAAUACUUUCCGGAUGCAUUGUAUAUAGCCUAGUCCCUCGCAAAUAGAUAGAAGUCUCUCAGGUGGUCCCCUCAUAGCCCCUAUCCUUGAGUGGUGACUUUCAGUUGCCUCUCUCAGAUGUCUCUCUCUGUCCUUGGUGAGGGAGGCCAGUGAGACCUGUUGUAAUGGUCUGAAGGGGAGGCGCAUAGCUGUGAUGUGAUAUACAUACACUCAUGCUUUAUUGAAUGAUCUCGGCUGGCGUCCGAUGCCACACACUAGUUCACUGCAGGGGAGCCCCAUCUCCCUAUUCUUCAGUGUCUCACCUCUCCCCAUCUCCCUAUUCUUCAGUGUCUCACCUCUCCCCAUCUCCCUAUUCUUCAGUGUCUCACCUCUCCCCAUCUCCCUCUUCUUCAGUGUCUCACCUCUCCCCAUCUCUCUCUUCUUCAGUGUCUCACCUCUCCCCAUCUCUCUCUUCUUCAGUGUCUCACCUCUCCCCAUCUCUCUCUUCUUCAGUGUCUCACCUCUCCCCAUCUCUCUCUUCUUCAGUGUCUCACCUCUCCCCAUCUCUCUCUUCUUCAGUGUCUCACCUCUCCCCAUCUCCCUAUUAUUCAGUGUCUCACCUCUCCCCAUUCUUCAGUGUCUCACCUCUCCCCAUCUCUCUAUUCUUCAGUGUCUCACCUCUCCCCAUCUCUCUCUUCUUCAUUAUUCUUCAGUGUCUCUGGUCUCCACAGCCUUUUCGCCUUCCUCAGGGAUUAACUCACCACCAUGCCCUCUAAUUCCAGAUGAUGGUAAUCUGAUACCACCCUGGCUGCACUUUUUAUGUACCAAUUCAAUGUGACACUGCAAAGUUACUCUACCAACCUAUGUAAUAACUAUGAACAUCUAUGUAAUUAAAUGCCCUUUACUUCCUAGGGGAGGGGCGGAGCUACUGUUUGGCGGUGUGAAGGAGCAUCAUGUGACCUUGCCCAACCAAUCAGGACCCUGUAAGUACAACUUGUUUAUCAACGUUUUUGUUCAUCAAUUGUCAAUGUAUAUUUACUCUCAUUUACUGUAUAUUUUUUAAGAGACAUUACUUAAAGCCAAGGAUAGACCCUGAUUAUGCAGUACAGACUGAUUCUGCACAGUUCUGUUUUAAAACAGACCACUAACUGAAUUCAGUUUAAAUUCAGUUCUUAACGGUUUAGUGCGCUACACCCAGUGAGUGAAGGAUGAUGGAGAUGUGGUAUUUCUGCCCUCCUCUGAUUGCCUCCCCUCCCCCUCUUAAUAGAUCCUAAGAAAAUAGCCUUUCUCUUCCAUGUCACUAAACAAAACAAAACUGUCACGUGCAUAGAUGACUUCAUUAGUUCAAUAUAUCUCCUCCCUUUCUCCUCUAACGCCGUCUAAAAGGGAGGAGGGGGUUGUGCAUUAGCCACUCUUAUGGCCGCUACUCAGCGGGGGCUAAUAUGCAGAGACAAAACCCCAGCACAAAUCAUGCUGAUCUCUCUUUCUCCUGCAUCCAUCUCUCUCUCUCCCACCACUGUUGUCCUUGCGUCUGCCCUCUCCCUUCUCUCCCCCUCCCUCCAUCACUCUCUCUCUGACCUCUCUCAGCCCUCGUUCACAUGGUGCCUGGACAGGUGUUGCGCUGGCCAUGCUAGCCAGUAGCCUGCCUGCCUGUCUGGUUGCCUUGGCCCCUCAGUUCGGCCAACUCUCCCCCCCACCUCCCCUCCUUCUCCGUUGCAAAUCAGUAUAAAACAGCCCGCUCACCCCCCUCAUCUCCCCUCUCUCAUUCCAGUCUUUCCUCAGUAACAAUGGCGUUGGAGCCCCCUCCUCCUUCCUUCCUUCCCUCUCCAGCACCACCAACAUCUGUGAGCCACCCCGGGCCUCGACCCAUUCUUCUCCUAACUGCGCCAUUAUUAGGCCUCAUUCACUUGUAAAUGCAGCCAGUGAUACUGUUGAUGGGUCUUCAAUCCACAACGCAGAGUCAGGGAGGAAAGGAAAGGAGAGGUAGGGGUGGCUUUGGAGGAGAAGGAAGGGGGCCCAGGAAGGGGUAUUUGGGGACAAUUGUGACAAAGCUUCCAAGUCCUUUUUGUGUAAAAUGAUUUUGGGCGGUUGGCGGGAUGGACGAGUAGCCCUGUUUCCUCUCCUGUCUAUCCCUGUAUCCCUGUAUCCCUGUGCUCUCCUGGUGGGAAUAGGGAAGUGAAAGUAGGUAGAAUGGAGGAAUAGGUCUCCUAAAACUGCAUAGCUCAUCCCUAGAGGAGGAGGCCAUCUGAUGCCUACUGCAGUGGAACUGCAGCUCAACACACUCAACUGGUUUGACUCCUUUCCUCUUUAGUACAGCACCUCAGCGCCAUCUCUGUGAUUUACUCCUUUCCUCUUUAGUACAGCACCUCAGCGCCAUCUCUGUGAUUUACUCCUUUCCUCCUUAGUACAGCACCUCAGCGCCAUCUCUGUGAUUUCCUCCUUUCCUCCUUAGUACAGCACCUCAGUCAUCUCGGUCUAGAUCUAGAUAAGUCAGUGACAUUGAAGUCAUUCUAUUCGCUCUGUAGUAAACAUCAGCAGUGUAUUCACUAGGAACGAAACCGAAGCAAACGGAACCAAACGAGGAGGGACCUACCUGAAUUUGUCAAAUAGAAACUGUCGUUUUCGUUUCAAAACGUUUUGCUACGGUGAAAAAUAUGUUUUCUGUGUCCUCUUUUGUCACAUGCUUUUUAGUACGUGUGGUGUGCGUCAAAACGUAUUGUGUUUUUCUUGUGUUUUGUUUGUGUGAGUGUUUGUCAAUAUGUGUGUCUGUUAAUGACUGACUGUGAGUGACCGUGGUGUAGUGUGUGAAUGUACACUCCCCUGCUAGACCCCAUAGUAGAGGGAACUGUGAGGGAGUGAUAGGAGUGUUUGGGUUGUUCUAACCUCUACAAACAAAGGUUUGGUCUCCGUGGCAGUGGAGUUUCCAGGACAACCUCAAGACAAAAGUUGACCAGAGCAGAGAAUGUGAGCCUAGGAUGACCUUGUUGAUCUGCUGUCCGCUGGACCUCAGUGUGUGCGUGUAACCGUGGUGUGUGUGUGUGUGAAAAAAUCAUUUUCUGAACCUCAGUAUAUCUCUUUAACCCCUGUGAGUGAUUGAUGACCCUGGCUCUGAAUCCCCCCCCGCCUAAGAUCCCCCCCACCCCCCAUUACACACACAUCACAGAAAACGUCCCCUCAGACAUCUCCAGCAAGAUGGAUGACUUUAUUUCCUCCCACCCACAGAUAACGACCAUAACAACAAUAGUAGCGUAAAGCACGGCGGGAGCGAGGUGAAUUAAGAGGAAAGAAAACGAGAGGGAAUGCUUUUAGUCCGCUGUUCAGACGCCCUCUCCCCUCCGACCCACACAGCGCUAUCCCAUAAUGCACCUGCGCGGAGCCUGUGACGCACAUUCCUCCUUUUCCUCCUCUCCAUUGUUGUCCUCCGUCCUCCUCCUCCGCCCACCUGCACUCUCCUCUACAGCCUAUGGAUGGGCUGAAACACAAACAGGGUCGUAUUCACUAGGCGCCAAACGACAGAAACUGGGCUGAAUCGGGGAGGGACUACCUGAACUUGUCCAAUAAGAAACUCUUGUUUUCCGUUGCAUAUCCUAAUGAGUACGACCCAGGACAAUGAAAGCAGACCGGAGUCCAGGAGAACCUUCAUCUCUGCCCCCUCGGCCGCCCUGACCUCUAAGUCUCUCUGAAGGAAAAUCGACAGUCAGGGCGGGAGGGGGGGAUGCGAUAGACUUCAGCGGUUUUUGCGAGAGAGGAGAGAGCGUAUCUUGCUUCCACAAAGGCGAAAUGAUGAGAGCGGAGUGAUUGGCUUCUGUUUUUAGAACUGUGCUGAGGUACAAGUCAAUAUUAAUUGCCUUUGCUCUGCAUCACUCUUCUUUAUAGGUGCUGGGAAGAGGAGAGAGAGAGGGGGGUUCUGGGCAGGGAGGGAGGGAGGGAGGAAGGUAGGCUGAUCAUUACACUCGUGAAGAGGUCUGACAGCCAUCCAAUUAACCUGAUACUGCCCCCUCCCGCCUCUGAGAUGCACUAAAGCCCCACCAAACACUUCUCCAAAACCCUACAGUACCCCCAGGUACUAGGACUGUUCUGUAACGAGCAGAGAGCCUAGAUGUUUUAGACAGGCUGGAUUCCACAACUCCCAAGCGUAGUUUCAGCUUUAUCGAUGUCCACAGAAUCACUGGUGUAGAGUAAGAGAGGUGUUAGCUCUGUGAAGAGCUUCCUCCCUCUCUUUCUGAUGUGCCAGGGCUGUCUGUCUGUAGACCGGCCCCUAGGUUUAUUUUACAUGUCCUUUCUGUGACAUGCCCUGUUCAGAGGUUAUGGGUUUGAAUAGCACAUCAGUGGAGAUGGCAAUACUGAAAUGAUUAUACGCUUUAGUGGGCAUUGAGCACAGCCUCGUCACAUUCUAUCAAACGCCCUACCUUAGAUAUUAUUUCCGCUGCAACGUAGACUUUUCUAUUUUAUAUAUCCCUUCACUUCUUUCUCCCCUUCUCUCUUUCCCUCUUUCCCUCCCUCCCUCUCACAUCCAUAUCAGCACAGAGUGAACUGGUUGGAUCCGGUGAGAGAGGCUGAUGAUGCUGUGUUAGGGAUGGGAAGGCUGGUGUGUGUGUGUGUUUCUGUGAUAUGGGAAACUGCAGUCCCAGUUCUGCUCUCGUGUGCCAUCGCGAGGCCUUGUGCUCCUGUACAUCUGCAGACGGCCAUGAUCGUUUAAGAACACAUACAGUUUUUUAUAAGGAAACACACAUUCCAUUCACACGCAUAUUGAUGGACAGUAAUGAAUGCUUAGGUUACAGUAUAUGGAAUCGUAUCAUAAGGUGGGGAGAGGAUAUUAUAAUUGGCCUGUAACGUGUGUGUGUGUGUGUGUGUGUGUGUGUGUGUGUGUGUGUGUGUGUUUUGCUCUCGUAACCCGACGGUUCAGGAUAUGUUGCUCUCUGUAGCCUGACGGUUCAAGUAGCUCAAGCCAUUGUUAAUGCGAGGUCAAUUUCCAAACAACAGCCUAUUGUUCCAGAGGUCAGACUCAUAGAAAAUGUUUAACAUCACUAACGUUCAAGUUCUUAAAAAAGACACGUGUUUUAUUUUGAAAUGCAUAUAGACGGACACAAUAAUGUGAAUUCCUUAUUUUGGGCUUUGCAUUUUCUGUCAAUCAAUUCCUAAUCUCCAUUUAGGAGCGGUUUCCUGGACAGAGAUUAAGCUAUUAUUUUUCUUUCAAAAGACAGAAAACAAUUUCAAUCAACUGAAAAUAUGUAUUUAGUUAUUAAUCCAGGAAUAGGCUUAACCUGAAUCUGGGAAACCGGCCCGUUAGGUUUACGGGGACAGCACUGCAUGCAUAUCAUGCACACCUCCACUUAGGAAGUGGAGGAUUAUAUAUGUCAGGAUGUUAUCCAUUUAAAAGCUCCUUUAUAUUUUAACCUCUUUGUUUGCCAAGAUAUCCUAAUAUAAAACCUAAUGUCCCAGAGGUGAAUGAGGGCGAUGGCUGGCUUUGAGACGUCUGUCGCUCCAUCCCCCUCAGCAUCACACACACACACAUACAGUGAUCUCUAGUGAUCCCUGGUCCCUCUGUCGCGUCACAUCGACCGGCUGGGAUGGGGGGCUGGAACCAUGCACCUUGAACUCUGACCUCUGACCCCUGUCUCUGCUUCUGUCUGUGUGCCUGUGUGCGUGUGUAGGGGACAUGAUGCAGCUGCUGGUAUGGAUCAGAGGGAACAUGCUGAAGGAACGUCCCGAGCUCUUUGUCCAGGGAGAUACUGUGUGAGUAUUAUACACACACACACACACCGCCAUUCAUUUUUUAGUGAUCAACUUUUUAUUCUUGUUGGGGUGAAACAGUUACAAAAGGAGAGAUGCAGACGAAUGUUUAUAUUUGCCCAAGAUGUGACCGAAAGACACAGCCAUCAUUAAAGGAAGAUGGAUACUACUGGACAGAGUUGUGAUUUGUGGAUGCUCUCUCCUCCUCACCCAUUCUAGGCUAAGAGCUAAGGGCUUUGACUUUUACUGUUCCUUUUUAUAGGGGUCUAUUGAUAGGGGUAACUAGCUAAUGAAGGGAGGAUAUGUGAGAGAGGGAGAAAAUCUGUGCCACUACCUAUAGACUCUAUAGAUUAGGUCCACUGUAGAGAGAGUGUGUCUGUCUACUCUUAAUCAUUGUAGAUCACACAUUGCAUUCCAAACCGGGAUGCUUUGCUUUUAACCUGAAAACCGACAUUUUUAACAGCUGCACCACAUUAGUGGAGGCUGUUUGAAUCUGUUUGUUUUGAGGUGUACUGGCUAUGUCAGGGGAGGUUAUGUAUGUUAUGCCGUAUGGAAAGGGCGUUUUUGAAGGUAAAGCAGCCUAUCAGAGCAUCGCAUGUAGCCCUGUGACUCUGUGACGUCAGAGCGCACCGACCGCGGUGGUGAUGGAGGCAACUUCAUACAUACAGCAAGAGAAACAACAUGCAGUUGUGGCGCACGUCGCUAUGUCUUCAGAUACCAUAGUCAGAUUUCAGCGGGUACGCAGUCCCCCAACACCCCCUCUACAACACAUGAUCACACACACCUGAUCGUCCCUCCUGCAUCCUCCUGUGAUGUGUAAAAUGCAUGCAUGUGAUUUCAUUUUUCUUCAUUGUGUAGAAUUAUCCUGAGACUAGAUUGUCUUAUUUGUGUGUCUGAGGUAUUCCAAUGCAAUGCUUUUUCCUUCAUUUUAAUAGGAGGCCUGGGAUCUUGGUACUUAUCAAUGAUGCUGACUGGGAAUUGAUGGUGAGUGUUCUAUUGGGUGUAAAAAAAAGAAAACACAAAAAGUUCCACACACAUUGUUUAUUUGCACAGUAUAUGGAUUCUGUAUCUGAUUCUGCUACAGUGUACAUCUAAAAACAAUACCGGUCUUUUUUAACUAAAUGCAUUUUGGAAGAGCACCCUUUUGAUACCAUUUCUGUGUUUUUUCCAGAAGCAAAUCCACACUCCCUUUUUUCUAUUUCCUCCCUGUAUUUUAUAUUCACAUCUUAUAACCUACGUGUGUACGUCUGACUGUGUCUAUAUGCGUCUCUCUCUUUCCUUAUUUAAACGUAUGUAUUUGUAUAUUUUAAAUAUCCAUAGCAUGCAUCUGUGUCACAUAUACACACACACGUUUCUAUAUCUCUCUAUCUGAAGGGUGAGUUGGAGUACAAGCUGCAGGACAAGGACAACGUAGUAUUCAUCUCUACUCUCCAUGGAGGU